AUGCAAGUGCGAUACGCCUCCAAAGCUGCUGGUGGUAAAUCAAAGAACGGUCGAGAGUCUGCCGGUAGGAGAUUAGGUAUCAAGCGUUACGGUGAUCAAUAUGUUGUUCCCGGUAACAUCAUUCUGCGCCAGCGCGGUGCCGAGUUCCACCCAGGCCAGAACGUCGCUCUCGGCAAAGACUUUACCGUAUACGCCCUCCAACCCGGAUACGUCAAAUUCUACCAGUCCCAUCUCCCCUAUCCCCAUUUUGCCCGGGCCGACCAGCCUGCCCCAACCAACUUGCCACCGGUCAAAAACCCCAGACAGUUGAGAAAAUACGUGGGCGUUGUGGCGGACAGGGAUGAGAGGCUGCCGAGGGAUGAGAGGGCUGUCGGAAGGGAGAGGAGGUUCUGGGGAUGGCCAAAGGAGCAGGUCGCGGCAGAGGCUACGGAAGCGCAGCUCUAG
Messenger RNA from Cryptococcus amylolentus CBS 6039, 444 nucleotides. Its product is annotated as 54S ribosomal protein L27, mitochondrial. Gene Ontology annotation, biological process: translation. The transcript has 2 exons. Gene Ontology annotation, molecular function: structural constituent of ribosome. Gene Ontology annotation, cellular component: ribosome; mitochondrial large ribosomal subunit. NCBI's taxonomy places the organism in Eukaryota, Fungi, Basidiomycota, Tremellomycetes, Tremellales, Cryptococcaceae. Bases 1 to 444 code for a protein of 147 amino acids. The record is from RefSeq and is a predicted model, not a curated record.